AUUUCUGCAUUUUCUGAGCUCUCUAUCCCGACGCACAGAUACUGAGAGCAGAGGCCACAGACGCCACAAAAACCCUCAAAUCUUCAAACCCAAUUCAGUCCCAAUGAUUCUGUUGCAGUCCCACUCAAGAUUUCUCCUCGACACCUUGCUCAAUCGCCUCCAAAACAUCGAGAAGGCGGUGGAGGCGGACUACCACUGGGCCGAGUUCGACGACGUUCGCUACCACAUUCAGGUGACGAUGAAGAACCCACAUAUAUUGUUGCUUUCGGUAUCGCUACCGACUCCGCCUCCGGAAACUGUGUUCGUGGGCGGCCUUCCCUCCGGAGCUAUAGAGGCUAUAAAGGCUGCAUAUGGCUCGGUGGUUCAAAUUCUUGACCCCCCAAGAGAUGGGUUUAAUCUUACCUUGAAGCUCAAUCUCAACAAACUUCCUCCAGAUGAAGAGUACAGACAUGCUCUUUUGCUAAAGAUUGCAUCUGUAAGAGAAGUGGUGCUAGGUGCUCCAUUGCGAGGCGUUCUGAAGAAGCUUGGUGCAAGGAAUGUUGCAUCCAAUACUGAUGGGCUUGUCGCUCUUUUGCACCGACCAAACGAGUCCUUUUUCCUUAUUCCUCAGGUAGACAAAGUGACUGUAGUGUUCCCUAUGAGAUUCAAGGACUCUAUAGAUAUUGUUCUUGCAACUUCCUUCUUGCAGGAAUUUGUGGAAGCAAGACGUGCGGCUGGACUUAAUAGCGCCCCUCCUUGUUUGUGGUCUCCUACCCCUCCUUUAGAACUAAAGGAAGCUCCCACUGAAGCACUGUCUGCGAAUGCAGGAUUUGUCACUUUUGUUAUUUUCCCUCGUCACGUGGAAGGCAAGAAAUUGGAUCGAACAGUUUGGAGUCUAUCAACUUUUCAUGCUUAUGUUAGUUACCAUGUUAAGUGUUCAGAGGGUUUUAUGCAUACAAGGAUGAGACGUCGCGUGGAAUCUUUGAUUGAGGCUCUUGAUCGUGCUAAACCCGGCAUGGAAGAUGGAAAGAACGCUGCUCAAAGUAGAUCCUUCAAACGGCUGAGCCUGAAGGAAGCCAGGACCAAUUCAAGCUAAAAAAGGCAUGGUAACCAGAUGGUAAAAGGGACAUGCUCCUACCGGACCUCAAGAAAGAAUGUCGUCAAACGAAUUGCUCGAAGAUAUUAGAGAACCAUUGUUGGUGCAAGCACAAGUGGUAUUUGAUUUCUCUUGAAGUGUAAAAGAGAAGAAUAUAUACGUGCGCUUAUGUACUUUAUGAACAAAUCGUUAUUUUGUUAAAUUGCAACAUUGGAUGGUCACACAUAUUAUUAUGCGAUUGAUAAGUACAAACUAGAAUUUUUAUUUAA
Pyrus x bretschneideri (Chinese white pear) is the source of this 1344-nucleotide messenger RNA. Its product is annotated as actin-related protein 2/3 complex subunit 2A. Gene Ontology annotation, cellular component: actin cytoskeleton; Arp2/3 protein complex. The record is from RefSeq and is a predicted model, not a curated record. The transcript has 10 exons. The coding region runs from base 104 to 1075 and encodes 323 amino acids. Gene Ontology annotation, biological process: actin filament polymerization; Arp2/3 complex-mediated actin nucleation. Gene Ontology annotation, molecular function: structural constituent of cytoskeleton; actin filament binding. NCBI's taxonomy places the organism in Eukaryota, Viridiplantae, Streptophyta, Magnoliopsida, Rosales, Rosaceae.